Silurus meridionalis is the source of this 3642-nucleotide messenger RNA. RefSeq names its product interferon induced with helicase C domain 1 (gene ifih1). Gene Ontology annotation, biological process: positive regulation of interferon-beta production; response to virus; innate immune response. NCBI's taxonomy places the organism in Eukaryota, Metazoa, Chordata, Actinopteri, Siluriformes, Siluridae. The record is from RefSeq and is a predicted model, not a curated record. The transcript is spliced from 16 exons. Gene Ontology annotation, molecular function: hydrolase activity; double-stranded RNA binding; DNA binding. Gene Ontology annotation, cellular component: cytoplasm. Bases 312 to 3347 code for a protein of 1011 amino acids.
UUGUUUAGAAUUAAUGAUCGUUGUUUAAUACGGUGUUUACUAUAAAACAAAAACUAAUAGGGUCAAAACAGGUUGGUUGACAUGAUGAGUGUUGCUGAGGAAAUUUUGGAGUUGCGCAAACACUCCGUAACCCGAAAACGAAUGUAGUGACAGCGUUCUGUUUAGAACAGAAAACGAGCAGGAGGGAGAAACGAAACCGAAAGCAGGAGGCACAUUUCACGAUAAUCCGUGUUUAUUAGCUGUGCAUUCCACCUUCUGGCACUUUCCAGAUACAGGUCUGAUCUUCAGAUCUCGCAGCUUUAUUCUGCACGAUGGACGACAGUCAGGCGAAGAAAACCAUCGACUGUUUCAGAAACCGACUGAAACAGCUGAUUCGGGUCGAACCUGUUCUGGAUGUGCUGCACUUCUUUAACAAUGAGCAAAAGGAUUUGAUAAAAGCCAAACUAAAAAAUGAAGGCGAAAUCCAGGCCGCUAAUCUUCUGCUCCAGGAAAUUAUAAGUAAAGUGUAUCCAGAAGGCUGGUUUAGGGAACUCUUAACUGCACUUGAAACGGUCGGGUGUAAACAAGCAGCCAACUAUAUGGGAAACAGUCCCCCGAGUCCAUCCUUAGAGGCUGAGAAUGACACCUGUGUCCGGCUCAUAGACCUGCUAAAGCUCAGUCUAAUCAACAUGAAGACCUGUGAUGUGUGUCACGGAUGUUACGAGAGGAAUAUUAUCACCGCUGAGGACCGCCAGAUUAUUUUAGCAGAGACACACAUUAAUGGGUCCAUGGCUGGGGCCCGUAAGCUGUUGUCUCUGCUCCCAAAGAAUGAGUUUGGCUGGUUCUCUCAGUUCUUGGAUGCUUUAGAGAAGACUGAACACACCAGACUGGUGCAGGAAUUGCGGGGAGAUCCUAAUGAAUCCAAUGAAUCAACAGCUGAUGUUGACAAGCUACAGUCAGAUGAAAGUGAAUUGGCUGCAAAGACUGAGAAGAUUAGCGAAGCAAUUCCAGAUAACUUUUCUACCAGAAGUGCCUCUCCCCCUCCCACUUUGGCCUCUGGCCCCUCUCAGGUUUCUCUCUCAUCCACUUCAUGCCUUGAGGCUGCAGCUCUUGACAGCAGUAUGAACAGCAGUGGCUUCAAUUCCACUAUGGACUCCUUUGCUGAGCUUAGCAUUGGAAGCACAGAUUUGGACCUGUAUGAAGGCAGUGAUCAGGAAACAACAAGAGAGCAAACACCAGAGAGUUCAGAUGAAUCAGUGAGCGAGAAAGAUAUUGUGCUGCGGGAUUAUCAGUCUGAAGUCGCUCAGCCAGCUCUGGAGGGAAAGAACAUCAUCAUCUGUCUCCCAACAGGAAGUGGUAAAACCCGAGUUGCCGUGUACAUCACUAAAAAGCAUCUGGAGAGCAGAAAGUCAAAGGGACAGCCAGCAAAAGUUGUUGUUCUGGUUAACAAGGUUCCUUUGGUGGAGCAGCACUACAAAGCAGAGUUUGGGAAGUUUCUGAAGCACGAGUACAAUGUCGAGAGAGUGAGCGGAGAUUCACAGCUCAAAAUCUCCUUCCCACAAGUCGUUGAGAAGAAUGACAUCAUCAUCUGCACUGCACAAAUCUUAGGAAACUCUUUAGCCAAAGCCAAACAGGGUGACGAGGAUGGGAUCAAGUUAUCACAAUUCACUUUGAUAGUAAUCGAUGAGUGCCACCACACAAAAAAGGGCGAGGCGUAUAACCACAUCAUGAUACGUUACCUGAAACAGAAGCACAGGAAUGCUGCGCUUCGAAAGGAACAGAAAGAUCCGGUGCCGCUGCCACAAAUCCUCGGCCUCACUGCUUCACCCGGAGUUGGAGGAGCCAGGACUCAGCAGUCAGCCGAGGAGCAUAUUCUCAGAAUAUGUGCUAACUUGGACGCCUACACAAUAAAGACCACGACUCUCGGAGAAGAGCCUAAGGGUCCAUACAAACGUAUUGCGAGCGUUAAGGAAAGAAAGGAGGAUCCCUUUGGAGAUGUGAUAAAAGGAGUAAUGAACGAGAUUCACACACAUGCCCAACUAAACCCACUGUGUCAACCAGGCACACAGAAUUAUGAGCAGUGGGUGGUACAAAAAGAACAGAAUGCUGCUAAAGAAGACAACCGGAAAGUGCGGGUUUGUGCAGAGCAUCUGCGUCAGUACAAUGAGGCUCUCUACCAGAGUAACACCAUACGCAUGUGUGAUGCAUACAGCUUUCUUGACAAAUACUACAAUGAAGAAAUCAAGAAGAAAUGUUCGCCUGACGAUGACGACAUUCAGAUAACUGAAACUGAGCGAUUUCUUUUUAACUUAUUUAAUGCUAAAAAAGAACGUCUUCAGGAGUUGAUGAAAAACCCACAGUAUGAGAAUAACACUCUGGCACAACUGAGGAUGCUCAUCUUGGAGGAGUACACCACCAGAUCUGAAGCCAGAGGCAUUAUCUUCACCAAGACUCGCCUCAGUGCCAUUGCUCUCAGCCAGUGGAUUCAGGAGAACUCGAAGUUUGAGGAUGUUGGCGUCAGAGCAAGCCACCUGAUUGGUGGUGGGGAUCAGAGUCUGGUGAAACCAAUGACGGCAGCAGAGCAAAGAGAUGUGCUGAACAAGUUUCGUGAAGGAGUGAUCAAUCUGCUGAUAGCCACCACUGUGGCAGAGGAGGGUCUUGAUAUUAAGCAGUGUAAUUUUGUCUUCCGAUACUGCUUGGUGACCAAUGAAAUCGCUAUGAUUCAGGCUCGAGGCAGAGGAAGAGCAGAGGACAGCAGUUACACUGUGGUGGAGGUGGCAGGAUCGGGUGUAGCAGAAAGGGAAAGUGUGAAUGAAUACAGGGAGAAAAUGAUGAGCAAAGCUAUCACCAAGGUGUGCAGUCUGAGCCUUGAAGAAUAUGAAAAGAAAAUAAAAGAGAACCAGCUGCAGACAAUCAUUGAGGAACGUGUGAAGAUUAAGAAGAUGAAUAAGAAGGGCAUGAUGAAAGAGGACCCCAGCAAAGUGAAGCUAACCUGCAGGAGCUGUGGUGUACCUGUGUGCUCUGGAGAAGACAUUGAGAUCAUUGAAAGGAUGCACCAUGUAAAUGUGACUGAAGCAUUCAGAAAGCUGUUUACAGUCAGAGAGAACACUACCUUGCAGGAGAGACUAUUGGACUAUGAGGCAAAUGGAGUUAUAGCAUGUAAAAACUGUGGAGAGCGUUGGGGUUCUAUGAUGCUUUAUAAAGGCAUAGAAUUUCCAUGCCUCCACAUCAAAAACUUUGUGGUUACAUACAACUCAAAGAAAAAGGUGUUCAGCAAGUGGAAUGAGUUAGCUAUCAGAUUCACUGCAUUUGACUACUCUAACCAUGUUUUUAUGCAACAAUCAGAUGACGAAACGGAGCUGGACUAAAUCAGUGUUUAAAAAAAUAAUAAAAAAACAGUACUCAUCUCAGUUUACUUAGUUACAAAUAGCUGUGAACACACUGUACUGUUUAUAAUGCCAUGGAAAAAUUGAUGUGUUAAGUUGAAACUUGAAAAUAUAAAGGUAUAUUGUUAUUGCUGUGUUUACACAAUGAAAAACAGCACACCAUAGAAUAAUUUGCACUGGCAUGUGGACUGUAACAACUGUCUUUUUUUCCCUGUAUAAUUCUGCAUGAUAAUUUCUUAAUAACUAUUUAGAAUAAAAAUCAAACUCAACAAUCCUA